AUGACCAUGCGGCCAGGCUCCCUCUCUGGCCUCAGUCGCCUUAUCCGUCCUACUUCCAUAUCCACACUUCGUCCAGCUGCGACGCUGCCGCGAUGUCUCUCAACUAGCACGCCCUCGCUAGCUGGGGCACCACCAAAAGUUUGGGCACCGACGCCCUUUGUAACGGAGACAGUGGCCGGUGGCUGGCAGACCUCCGAUAUCUUCUCCCGAUUACUCAAGGAACGUAUCAUCUACCUGGAGGGCGAGGUAGACGGGGCCGUCUCCGCCUCCAUCGUCGCGCAGCUCCUCUUCCUCGAAGCCGAUAACCCCGAGAAACCCAUCCACAUGUACAUCAACUCGCCCGGCGGCUCCGUGACAGCCGGUAUAUCUCCCUUCCUCCCCUCCUGUUUCUACAUCAAGUUAAUACCAUAUCCCACCCCAGGCCUCGCAAUCUACGACACCAUGACCUACAUUGCCUCCCCAGUCUCAACUAUCUGCGUCGGCCAAGCCGCCUCCAUGGGCUCGCUCCUCUUAUGCGGCGGCCACCCGGGCAAGCGGUACUGCCUCCCGCACUCCACGAUCAUGGUGCACCAGCCCUCGGGCGGUUACAUGGGGCAAGCGACGGAUAUCGCCAUCCACGCGAAGGAGAUCCUGCGCGUGCGCAAGCAGCUGAAUCAGAUAUACAAGACACAUCUCAAUGGCAACAAGGAGCUGUCCCUCGAUGAUAUUGAGAAACUGAUGGAGAGAGAUUAUUUCAUGGGUGCCCAGGAGGCGCUGGAAUUGGGCGUUGUGGAUGAGAUUCUGGAUCGGAGGGCUGUUAAAGGUGGGGAGAACGGUGGAAAGUAA
Penicillium lagena is the source of this 825-nucleotide messenger RNA. Its product is annotated as ATP-dependent Clp protease proteolytic subunit. The record is from RefSeq and is a predicted model, not a curated record. Gene Ontology annotation, biological process: protein quality control for misfolded or incompletely synthesized proteins. Gene Ontology annotation, molecular function: ATP-dependent peptidase activity; ATPase binding; serine-type endopeptidase activity. Gene Ontology annotation, cellular component: endopeptidase Clp complex. NCBI's taxonomy places the organism in Eukaryota, Fungi, Ascomycota, Eurotiomycetes, Eurotiales, Aspergillaceae. The transcript has 4 exons. Bases 1 to 825 code for a protein of 274 amino acids.